UCUAAGCUUAUUGGAAGGCAAGCUUGCUUUACGGCUUAAGGUCGUUUUUUACGACAUUUUCCGGCUUCCCAUUCACUUCGCGGUGAAGAUGGCGUCGGGGAGUGGGACAAAAAACUUGGACUUUCGCCGAAAGUGGGACAAAGAUGAAUAUGAGAAGCUCGCCGAGAAGAGGCUCACGGAAGAGAGAGAAAAGAAGGAUGGAAAACCAGUGCAGCCAGUCAAGCGGGAGCUUCUCCGGCAUAGAGACUACAAGGUGGACUUGGAAUCCAAGCUUGGGAAGACAAUUGUCAUUACCAAGACCACCCCACAAUCUGAGAUGGGAGGAUAUUACUGCAAUGUCUGUGACUGUGUUGUGAAGGACUCCAUCAACUUCCUGGAUCACAUUAAUGGAAAGAAACAUCAGCGAAACCUGGGCAUGUCUAUGCGUGUGGAACGUUCCACCUUGGAUCAGGUGAAGAAACGGUUUGAAGUCAAUAAAAAGAAGAUGGAAGAGAAGCAGAAGGAUUAUGAUUUUGAGGAAAGGAUGAAGGAGCUCAGAGAAGAGGAGGAAAAGGCCAAAGCCUACAAGAAAGAGAAACAGAAGGAGAAGAAAAGGAGGGCUGAGGAGGAUUUGACAUUUGAGGAGGAUGAUGAAAUGGCAGCUGUGAUGGGCUUCUCUGGCUUUGGUUCCACAAAGAAGAGUUACUGAGGCUUUUUAUGCUUGGCCCUUUGCUGGGCUUAACUUUGUGUGAUGGGGGGGGUCAUUUUUCAGGGUGUACUUCGGAAAGUCCUUAAGCGUAGCAAUGGGGAGGGCUAGAGGGUGGAUGUUUGUGGUUUCCCUCUACCUUGGGAGAGCACAGGAGGCAGAGGUAAUGCUUUGGCAUAUUCCUUUAGCCUCGCUUUAUCACUGGAGUCACAGGCCCUCUGCCCGUUGGAGUUCCCAAUAAAGAAAAACCUCCUCUUCUGAGGCUGCUUUCCCGAAACUUCCCCUGCAUCUUUCCCUCUUCAUCUAUCCAAUCUCUUCUCUGAGCAUCCUACAUUUAUCCUGUGUUCUGCCUUUGUUUUAAUUUAGACUCUUGCUUAGCCUGCAGUGGAAGGGUUCUUUGGGUCCCCAGUUGAUACCAUAUCCUUGACCAGCCCCCCCCACCCCUUUCCUUCAUCCCCCACUGUGGUUCUCUGGCCGCCUGUGCAUGCAUGUGUACUUCUGCCUGGGUCAGUGGUAUGUGCGGAUGUGUAUGCAUGAAUCUGUCACUUAAGAGGGAACCUGAGCUAGAACCUCAGAGCAUUGCUGCCUUGGGGCCUGAUGUUCUCAGUUUCCUCAGUGCAUGGAACAGGAAAUUAAAUGGGAUGAGUGUUUGGUGUGGUUUUUGUCUGGUGAGUUUUUUAACCUUUUUAAUUUUUUUUCCCAUAUGUAGACUUCAGCUUUCCCUGUUUGUUUUAUUUUAUUGAGGAUUACUCUGUUUUUGUCUUCCUUAUGAGCAGGCUCUUGGAAGAACCUGCUUGAUGCAAAAAAGAAAACGGAAAAAAAACCUCAUAUGGGAGCCCUUUGGUCUCUGAGGCUGUUCAACAUGUACAAUAAAUGGCAUUGACUGGGCCUAUUUCACAUUUGGUGGGAACAUUCCAUAUUCUUCCCUGUGUAUUGUUUUUUCUUUCUACACUGAGGAUUUCCAUAUAGAGUUUAUUCUUUCUUCAUUUGAGCCCUGUCACUUUUGUUUUCUAGGUUCCUUCAGCAUGAGUUGUAUUUUCCUCUGAUGAGAUCUGUGUCUGGAAGAGUCUGAACAAAACUUUUCCUUUAAUUUUCGCCUCUUUUGAUCUUGUUUUUGGAAUAGCAGAGCCCAGGGUUGAACUUAGUGUUUUCCAUUACUACUGCAUUUAGGUGAGGCACAGGGUUACUCCCCCUUGGCACUGUUGGCAUUAGGGGCUGUAUAAUUCUUUGUUGUGGGAGCUCCCUUGUGCAUUGUAGGAUGUUGAGCAGUAUCCCUAGCCUCUACUCACUAGAUGCCAGUAGCUCCCCUUCCCCAAAUUAAAGACAACUAAAGAUGUCUAUGUCUCUGGGAGGUAUGUGUGUUUGUGGGGCGGUCGGGGCAGGGGGAGGAAUCCUUCCUCCCAGCCCCAUUAAGAACCAUUGAGAAGCUGCCUUCCCUACUUUACUUGAGAAUUAAGUGGCACAGACUGGUUAACUAAAGGAAAAACAACUUUGAUAUUCCCUGGACUAUCAGGGAAUAGUCCUGUGCCAGGUCCCAUGGAUGCAGAGGAAAAAAACCAGUCCUUUAAAUUAAGAAAACAAAAGUUAUACAAACUUCAAGCAGGUAAAUUCUGUAAUAACUUAAGCUAGUUCUAGACCCUGAAAAGCAGGCUCUGUUUGGGUUAAGCCUGCCACCAUGUGGCUUAUUUACAUUCUCAGCCUCAUCUAGUUUCCUCAGACAUCUUUAUGUAGCAUCUAAACCACUUUUAAGUCCUCCAAAGUACCAUACUCUCCUUUGGACUUUUGUACAAAAUUCCUUUGCUUUCCGGCAUGCCUUUUGCCUGUUUUAUUUCUGAUGCUGAAUCUUGCCACUGGCAACACUGUGAAUAUGUUUGUCUACUGGCUCAAGGCCUGGCUCAAAGUGUCACAUAAAGUAUUUGUUGCCCAACUGUGGGCUAAUUAA
Messenger RNA from Hipposideros armiger (great roundleaf bat), 2627 nucleotides. RefSeq names its product zinc finger matrin-type 2 (gene ZMAT2). The transcript has 6 exons. The record is from RefSeq and is a predicted model, not a curated record. Lineage: Eukaryota; Metazoa; Chordata; Mammalia; Chiroptera; Hipposideridae. Gene Ontology annotation, cellular component: U4/U6 x U5 tri-snRNP complex; spliceosomal complex. Gene Ontology annotation, molecular function: nucleic acid binding; zinc ion binding. Gene Ontology annotation, biological process: mRNA splicing, via spliceosome. The coding region runs from base 89 to 688 and encodes 199 amino acids.